AUGACAGGGCAUGUCUUGAGCUCACAGGCUGUAACACGAUUGCACCGGAAGAGAAAAGACACUUUAUUAAAGGGUCCUGCUAACUUCUCACUGGAGGAAGCUGAUAUUGAACAGCGGAAGUGCCUUGAGACCUUCAUCAACCAACUGGAAGCUGACAGCAUCUUUGAAGAGCAUGUUGCUGAUCACAACAAGGAAGUACAACAGCUGUAUGAGGAAAUGGAACAGCAAAUAGAGAGGGAGAAAAAGAGUCUGCAGAGAGAGAGUGAAAUGAGAAGCAAGUUCUACAGUGUGGAGAUGCAGAAAGUGUUGGAUGUCAAAGAAAGGGAAAUACAGCAUUUCCUAUGUGUUCAAAAAGAGCUAGAGGCAGAAUUGUUCAGCCUCCAGGAAAAGCAGCAAAAGACUAAUACUAAAAACCAGCAGCUCAAACAAACCAACAUUGCCCUCGAGAACCAGCUAAAACAGGGCCUCCAUCAACUACAAGAAACUCAAGGACAUUUGAAUGCCAUGAAAAACAGAGUCUCACAGAUGCUCAAAGGAGGCAGCAGGCAAAGACUACUGGAGGAAAUCUCCAGCAAGGCACCUCAAACUCCACAGGAUGAAAAUGAGAUGGUUCCCUCUAAACUGGAGAUGAACUUUGGAUAUAGGUUGAAUGAGGAUAUACAGGACAGUUCUGAUCAGCAGACACCAGAGGACAAUGCAUUGAUUACCAAAACUGAGUCAGAGCCCAGAACAAGAGUGAUUUCUACUGAAGAGGAACCUUUGGCUGAGUUUAUUGAAGAAGAACAGCAGUGUUUCCUACAGGAGCCUUUCGGUCAAAGUUCUUUGCUUAGAGAAAUAAACGAUACUAUAGCAGCUCUUAGCAAGGUGUCUGAAUCACACCAACAGAUGCACGAUCUUAGUUUUCAAGGACAAGAGCCUUCAGAUCAAAUGAGACAUGAUGGAAAUAAUCAGCACUAUAUUACUCAGGAAAUAAUGCCACAAUAUGAAGCUCUCUUGAGGAAUAAUGGCCAAGGGAAAAGAAUUUUAGAAACUGACCAGAGUACAUUACAACAAGAUAUUCUUAAUGGACAGAGUUAUGUGCAAUGUGAUGUUCUAGGUAAAGAAAAAACUAGCAUUUUUGAGUCAAAAAUGGAUUUUAAGACUCUAGUGCCAAUGCAGAGAGAGAGUCUUUCUCCUGAGGGUUGUUCUCCUGGUCAUUCUGAGUUGAAAUCACAAAUCAGUGACUCCAAAGAGAGCUCACAACAGGAGGACAUUCUGUCUUUAGGGCAGGUAACCCAACCCAAACUUCAUGAACAAGUUUUAAAGAUAACUCAGACAAUAUGGCCUUCUGUUGAUUCUGAGCAGGGAAUGGGAAAGAAAAAAUCUAUGAAAAUAAAAAUAAACAAAGAGAUACCAUCACUAGAAGGUAUGCUACCAGUUUGUUUUCCUAUAAAGACAGUUCUGCCCAAAUUGCAUGUUGAAUCCGGGCCAGAAAUAUCAAUGGUGCACAACAGCCAAUUGAAAAAUAUGUCCCAGAGUGAGACAAGGAUUCCGACCUCUGAGGAGAGAGAAACCCCUUUAGCAGAAGUCAAAAAAGGACUGGCUGAUAUGUCUGAGUAUAAGAAGAAUCAAGAGGCUAGGACAGAAUUUGAUAAGGAAACAAAUGUCAAGACAGAUGAUCAGGAUUUUCAAGUGAAUGCUGGAACAAAAGAAACUUCAAAAGGCACCACAGAUGUCUGCUCUUAUCCAGAUCAUCUGUAUAAUGUGCUCUUUGUAGGAGAUUCUAAUGUUGGCAAAACAUCCUUUUUGUGCCGUUUACAUGAUGAUUCCUUUGGGACAAAUAUAACUGCUACCAUAGGAAUGGACUAUCGGAUCAAAAACCUCUUUGUGGAUUAUAAAUGCUUCGCUUUGCGGCUAUGGGACACAGCUGGUCAGGAAAGAUACCACAGUGUCACCAAGCAGUUAUUCCGAAAGGCUGAUGGUGUGGUGCUGAUGUAUGACAUCACCUCAGAAAAUAGUUUUGCAGAUGUGCGGUACUGGUUAAGUUGUAUCCAGGAAGGAGCUGGAGAUGGCAUCAUUGUCCUUUUGCUUGGCAACAAAACAGACUGUGCUGCAUGCAGAAGAAUAUCUGCUGAGGAUGGUUCACAGUUGGCCCAGGAGUAUGGACUUUCAUUUUAUGAAUGCAGUGCUGCCUCAGGUCACAAUGUGCUUGAAUCCAUGGUCAAAUUUGUCAGGUUGCUGAAAGCUCAUGAAGACCAAUUAAAACAGAAGAUUCUGGCGUUACCUCCCCUACCUACGAAGAAAAAAGGAUGCUGCUCAUGACCAAUAGAAGAUGAACAUGAACUAAGAGCGAAAAGAUUUUUAAACAGAUCCUGGUGCCAGCUGUGUUUAUAUUGUACCUCCUGGAUUCUUCUGCUGAACCUAACUUACAUAGCCAUGGGAUCUUGUUGCAGAGAGCUAA
Molecule: messenger RNA, 2440 nt
Organism: Heteronotia binoei (common prickly gecko)
Lineage: Eukaryota; Metazoa; Chordata; Lepidosauria; Squamata; Gekkonidae
Gene: RAB44
Product: RAB44, member RAS oncogene family
Exons: 12
Coding region: 1-2301 (766 amino acids)
Molecular function (GO): GTPase activity; GTP binding
Source: RefSeq, a predicted model, not a curated record